Racocetra persica is the source of this 460-nucleotide messenger RNA. NCBI's taxonomy places the organism in Eukaryota, Fungi, Glomeromycota, Glomeromycetes, Diversisporales, Gigasporaceae. The record is from the annotation of a GenBank genome assembly.
UGAUGCAACGGAAAAGAAUAGAAUUUCUAAAAUGAUCGAAAAACAUAAUAAAUUUUUACUUGAGCACCUAGUAAAAUUUAGUAGAGAAACUGGUGUGAGAAUCAUUUAUUUAAAAAUUGAUAAAUUUUUUAAACAAUUACAAACUGAAGAGGGUAUGACCUGUUACGGAAUUAUAAAUGGAGAAGAUGAAGCUAAUGAUUUUUAUAACAAUUCCAAUUCAAAUACAAAUAACGAAAUUAAUGACGAAAUUAAUGUUGAUGAAAUUAAUAAUGAAAUUAAUAAUGAAAAAAGCUUGUUUAUGUUUUGGGAUGCGUACCAUGUUAGCACGUUAGUUCACGAAGCUUUAGCAAACAUUUCCUUUGAAAUUUUAGAAAAUUUGGGUUCUUCAUUUUCUAGUCGUAAAAGAGAUAGCUUUGCUACAAAAACAUUAGGUGUAAUUUUGGGUGAUUAUACACAAUAA